Messenger RNA from Daktulosphaira vitifoliae (grape phylloxera), 865 nucleotides. RefSeq lists its product as uncharacterized. NCBI's taxonomy places the organism in Eukaryota, Metazoa, Arthropoda, Insecta, Hemiptera, Phylloxeridae. The record is from RefSeq and is a predicted model, not a curated record. The transcript is spliced from 6 exons. Bases 89 to 799 code for a protein of 236 amino acids. Gene Ontology annotation, molecular function: calcium ion binding.
UUAAUCAAUUUAUACUUUCAUUAUAAAUAGAUAACUGCACUAUUUUAUUACCAAAACCUAUUUAAUAUUCUCUUAAAAAUUUGGCAAAAUGAACUGUGUAAUUUAUUUUGGUGUGAUAUUAUGUGUUAAAUCUUCUUUUGUGAUAAGUUCGACCGAUCGGUGUUUUGAACUCAUUGAUGAAAUUCUAAGAAAUCCACAUAGUCCAAUUCAACCUAAAAGACUAACACAAGAAGAAAGACUUGAUAAAGCUAAUGAAAUAGCGUUAACGUUUGGAAAUCAGAGUGUCGAACCAAUCGAUGAAUAUGUGAAAUUUGAGGUAUCUGAAGAAUUAGAAAAAAUAUUAAAGAAAUUACCCGAAAAUUAUUUUUCAAAUAAAGUUAGAAUUGGAGAAUUUAUAAAAAAAUUGUUGGAAACUGAUGACAAUAACGUACCAAAAAUUAUUGACAAAUUGACAUAUUUCGAUAAAGAGGAAUAUAUAGACGCAAGAAUUUGUAGACAAAUAAUAAAUAAUCAAUAUUACCCAAUUCCUAGUCAUUUUGUUAAUAAAUUUAAUAUGCUCGCUUAUAUAUUUAAAAAAUUUGAUCAAAAUAAAACCGGAAGAAUCGCUAUUAAAGAUUUCGAGUAUGUCAUCAAAAAAGUUCUUGUUAAUGAUAUAGUACAAACAAAAAUAUUAAAGAGUUUAUCUGGCGUAAAAGACGUUUGUUAUGAAGCAUGGUUAUUGAAAAAAAGAAAAGAUGUGUAUGAAAGCCAAUAUGGUCUGAAAGGCUUAUAUAUGAAAUUUAUAACUUCGAUAGCAUAGAAAAAAAAGUUUUUAAUUUAUAUAAAAGUACUUGUUUUUUAAAAUAAAUCAUAUAAUUACCAAAUA